CUCGCCGACCUCCAGCUUUCCCUCCUCCUCCUCUUCCUCUUCUCGCUUGCUGGCGGCACCGGCAUUAGGGGCACUGUGCCUGCGCGGCGCGGCGCGCCGACGGAGACGCAACGCCAGGUGAUUCCUCCUCACCGCCCGCGGGUCUGGAUUUGAAGACAAGGGAGGGGGCUGGGUUUCUUGGCCUUUGGAUUCAGCGGAAUUCAGCAGAAAGGCGCUCCCACUGUUUGAUUUGCAAUGAUGGCUUGUUGCUUUAUGUUUGGAAAUAACACAAACCAAACUAGUGAAGGUGAACAAGGAGAGAAAGCGGUGAGGAUUUUUUCUUACAAUGAGCUGAGAAAAGCUACACAUGAUUUUAGUGGGGCGAACAAGAUCGGUGAGGGUGGCUUCGGUUCUGUAUUCAGGGGAAGGCUCAGAGAUGGGACAAUUGUUGCAGUAAAGGUGCUCUCUGCUACUUCAAGGCAAGGCGUGCGGGAGUUCAUUAAUGAACUGACAGCAAUUUCCGAUAUAAUGCAUGAAAACCUAAUUACAUUAAUCGGCUGCUGUGCUGAAGGGUCUCAUAGGAUCCUUGUAUACAAUUAUCUUGAGAACAACAGCCUUCAACAUACAUUACUAGGGUCAGGCCGUAGCAACAUCCACUUCAAUUGGAGAGCUCGCGUCAAAAUUACAGUAGGUGUUGCCCGUGGUCUUGCAUUUCUUCACGAGGACAUCCGACCUCCCAUAAUACACCGCGACAUAAAAGCAAGCAAUAUUCUCCUCGACAAGGAUCUAACCCCCAAAAUUUCUGAUUUUGGGCUGGCCAGGCUCCUCCCCCUAAACGCGACUCAUGUGAGCACCCGAGUUGCAGGAACAAUAGGAUACUUAGCUCCUGAAUAUGCACUCAGAGGACAAGUGACAAAGAAGUCAGAUAUAUACAGUUUUGGUGUUUUGAUUUUGGAAAUUGUUAGCGGCAGAUGUAACUAUAAUUCUAGAUUGCCUUACGAAGAACAAUUUCUACUCGAGAGGACAUGGGCACACUAUGAGCAAGGUCACUUGGAUAUCAUCAUAGAUGCAGAUCUAGAGAAUGAUGUGGAUGUCGAGGAGGCGUGCCGCUUCUUGAAGGUUGGACUUCUAUGCACUCAAGAUGCAAUGAAACUCCGUCCCAACAUGAUCAGCAUCGUCGGGAUGCUGACCGGAGAGAAGGAUGUCUCCACAGAAAGGAUCACCAAGCCCUCUGUGGUUGGUGACCUGGGAGACGACCUGAGGGGCAACAACCAGCAGAGACCAAACGAUGCCCACUCUCUCCUGAUGAGAUCCUUUGUCACCACUGAACCAUCGACAUCGUCAGACACAACCACGCGAUCAUCGCUAUGAAAAAUUCCUUGUGUCAAACAACUUAUUCCAUUGUAAAUUGUUAUGCUAGAUAGACAAAGAGGUUGUUAUGAUGCAGAGGCCAGAGAUGUAAUUUGAUCUUCCUUAUCUCAAAAGAAAAAUAGAGAAGUUGUUCUGG
This is a messenger RNA of Oryza brachyantha (malo sina), 1486 nucleotides long. Its product is annotated as cold-responsive protein kinase 1-like. Gene Ontology annotation, molecular function: protein kinase activity; ATP binding. The record is from RefSeq and is a predicted model, not a curated record. NCBI's taxonomy places the organism in Eukaryota, Viridiplantae, Streptophyta, Magnoliopsida, Poales, Poaceae. The coding region runs from base 235 to 1350 and encodes 371 amino acids. Gene Ontology annotation, biological process: protein phosphorylation. The transcript is spliced from 7 exons.